Messenger RNA from Manacus vitellinus (golden-collared manakin), 2339 nucleotides. It is a transcript of the gene MAVS, whose product is annotated as mitochondrial antiviral signaling protein. The transcript is spliced from 7 exons. The record is from RefSeq and is a predicted model, not a curated record. NCBI's taxonomy places the organism in Eukaryota, Metazoa, Chordata, Aves, Passeriformes, Pipridae. Bases 69 to 1952 code for a protein of 627 amino acids.
GCGACGCGCCGUGGCGGGGCCGGAUUGGAGCCGGGCGGUGGCGGCGGCGGCGCAGGUGCUGAGCCAGGAUGGGUUUGGCCGAAGAAAAAGUGUACAGCCACAUUAUGAGGAACCUCAAGCAUUUCGGGACUAUCCAUGUGGGGUCGCUGGCUGAUUCCCUGACCUGCCUGGUCGAUUCUGACAGAGAUGAACUCCACGCCCGGGAGGAGAUGCGGGGCAGCCAGGCCACCGUGUUCAAGUUUUAUCAGCUCCUGAGGUGCCGGAAGGACUGGGUGCAGGAUCUCAUCCAAGCCCUGCGCCACAACAACGCAGGACACCUGGCUGAUGAGGUGCAGGAGGUGUAUGACACCUGGAAACCCCGUCCCUCAGCUCCCGCUGCUGACUCCUCCCUUCCCAGCAAUGCCCGUCCCGCUGCCUCCUCCCUGAGUGCCCAGACACCAUCCCUGCGGCCGAAUUCUGCUCCGGGAGCCCCGCUGGCUGAGCAGCCUCGCCGGGACCUGCCCGUUGGUGACCAUCCACCCGUCCUGCCCAGUGCUGCCACCACCACGAGCACGGAUCAGGAGGCCAGAAUUCCGGUGCAGGAAUCGCUCCCCAAAAAACUCCUGGAGCAAGAGAGUCUCCAGCCAUCUCCACCUGGGAGCACAGUCUGUGUUGGAGCGAGCGGAGAGGGACACCUCUCCCACCCUGGUGAUACCACGCAGGGGUCAGUGGGGACCCCCAGGGUGACCAGUGUGUCCGAGCCAUCGGCCGUGCCCCCGGAGCAGGGCCGGGACUGGCUGAGCCGCCGGCCGGUGUGUGUGGACAACGGGUGUUUUGGGAAUGCCAACCACCUGCACCGCGGGGCACCGGGCCUGGCGCUGGGCAGGGCUCUUCCAGCAAGGGAGCCCAGUGCCACUCACAGCCCCGAGCAGCCCCGCAACGAGCCCGAAGAGCACUCGGACGAAUCCACAGAAUUUCCCGCUCGUGGUGUGGGGCAGCAGCCCCCAAACUCACUGCCAAAAAAGCAGCCUGUGCUGAGCUCUGAGCCCCCGAGCAGCUUCGUGGAUGUGCGCAGCCCCCUCCUCAUACAGGAGCAGUUUGAUGCAGAGAAGAAGCGGGUCCAGAUGCUGCAAGAGCAAGGAGGGGAUGGAGACACUUCCAUGGGAACAACCACCCUGGUUGCUACCCCUGUGCCCAGAGGCACUUCCCCAUCCUAUGAUACCUCUGUGAAAUCUGUACCAGAGAAGAAACUGCCCACUGGGAACAGAGCUGGCAGCACCUACUCCAUGCCGACGGAGAAAGUGUUCCCAGCCUCGGCAGCCCCUCUCCUAGGCCCAGCUGUGGUGGGAAGCUCCGAAGGCACGGCUGGGAGAUCGGCCUCCCGGGUGAGCUCUGGCACGAGCAUCUGGGCUCCAUCCUGCAGCAACGCAGAGGAGGGUGUGGAGCUCAGCAAGCCGGGCGUCCUCGUCUCCAUUGCUUCGGGGGGCACAGUGGUGCCUGGCAGAUGCUCGGGCUCUCAGGGGCCCAGUAACCCCAAUUCUGCCACCUCCAACAGCCUCGGCCUCAGCAGCGACCCAAUCCUGGUGAGCAGGGAUAGCGUGGAAGGAGCAUUCUCCAGAGGCUCCUCGGCUCCAGUGGCUCGUGCAGACCCCGGGGGACAGGAGGCAGCUGGAGCAAGCAGAGACUCCCGUUCCGCUCCGAGCUGGGACAGCACCUCCCUGGGCACCCAUGAGGUCCGUGUGGAUCAUUACCCCAGCGUCCAGCUUGGAGCCGACAAUGAUGGAGUCGGUCCGCUCGGAAGCUCUCCGGAUUUCGACUCCAGCAGUGGCUGUGGCGCUGCCACCGGCUCAUCUCAGGCCAAGGUCCCCGCGGGGGACAGCAAUGGCCCGUCCCUGCCGUACAUCCUGCCGGCCGUGGGCAUCGCUGUCAUCUCCGCCGUGGCAUUCCUGGUGUACGCUCGGCUCCAGAAGUAGCAGCCGGGAUGUCACGCAGCCGGGGCGAUUCCUCUGGCAACAGGAUUCUGGCCAACGCGUUUGAAGCCUGAAGAGCAGCGGGGGAAUGGUAGGGGUGUGGUUAAAUCUCUUUCCGCAAGGUUCUGCUGGAAGAGGCCUUGGUACAGGAUGCUGUUGGGUUUGGAUCUGUUCCAUCCAAUUUCCCAACCAUCUUCUUUUUACACCCAUGGAGAGGGUCUCUCUCCAGGGCAAUCCCUUGAGUCAGAAAAGUCCUUGUGGCGAUUCUCCACGUCUUCCUUGUUCGGUCCCAGGAGGCCCCAGGGAAGCAUGCACCGGUGAUCCAAAGGGUGACCCCCUGGGUGCCUUUGGGCAGCGCAGCCAGGAGCGGUUUUGCAGAUAUCCUGUAAC